This is a messenger RNA of Oncorhynchus nerka (sockeye salmon), 3427 nucleotides long. Its product is annotated as collagen alpha-3(IX) chain-like. The transcript has 32 exons. The coding region runs from base 312 to 2348 and encodes 678 amino acids. The record is from RefSeq and is a predicted model, not a curated record. Lineage: Eukaryota; Metazoa; Chordata; Actinopteri; Salmoniformes; Salmonidae.
CAUGGAUUGGCAGGAAAGUUCUAGCACAGCCCACUUUUACUGGCUCCGAAGUCGUGCACCUCUACCUCGCUCCCCCCUCCAUCAGUUCCUCACCUCACAACUCCCCUCAUCCCUCUCUACAGUGCGAUCUGCCCCCCUCGGCUGGAGGCUCAGGUUUAUCUGGAAUCCAGGUGAAAGCCAUUCAGGAGCCGCGCGCUAUAAGGUGAAGGAGCGGUCCGUCACGAAGCCGGGGGGAGAGCGUGCGAUAAGGACUGGGAACGGGGUUCGACUUUUUCUGCGUCAAUUCUGAUUUGAGGGGCGAGCGGGAAGCCAUGUCUAUAUUCUCAGCUCUCGGGCUGCUCUUGCUGUGCCAGCUUUUGGCAUCAUCUCCAGCCCAGAGACCCGGCCCACGAGGAGCAGUCGGGCCGCCAGGACCCCUGGGACCCGCAGGGAAGGAUGGUACUGACGGCAAAGAUGGCCCUGCUGGACUUUCAGGGAAAGCUGGACCCAAGGGGAAAGCAGGGGGAGCAGGAGGACCAGGGAACCCAGGCCUGCCCGGCCUCCCAGGGGUGGACGGAUUGACAGGUGCUGAUGGGCCUGCAGGGAAGGACGGUCCUCCAGGGGAGUUGGGCGAUGCUGGACCUCCCGGGCCAGGUGGACCUCCUGGCAGAGGGAGACCGGGAGCUCCAGGGCCACCAGGAGCCAAUGGGCUUGCGGGCGGAAUCGGGCCACAAGGACCAGCAGGCCCUGAGGGUCUUGCAGGAUUGGCUGGGCCACCCGGCCCUGACGGACCCCCAGGUCUUCCUGGGGCUCUCCCUGAUGGCAGUGGAGAUCUGUUGUGUCCUGCCAUCUGCCCUCCUGGCCCCUCCGGCCCUCCAGGAAUGCCUGGAUUCAAGGGUCACACAGGACACAAAGGAGACAAGGGAGAGCUCGGGAAAGACGGAGAGAAGGGUUAUGCUGGCCCAUCUGGUCCUCCGGGUAUUCCCGGCACUGUGGGCCUGCAGGGUCCUCGUGGUUUGAGGGGACUUCAGGGCCCGAUGGGUGCAGUAGGAGACAGGGGUUUACCUGGUUUCCGAGGCAAACCUGGUAUUGCUGGCAUCAUCGGCAAGACAGGUGAUGUUGGAGAGAAAGGACCAGAGGGAUUUAGAGGGCCAAAGGGCGAGAUUGGCAAAAUUGGUCCAAAGGGAGUUCCCGGGGGAGCAGGACCAAAAGGGGAGCCUGGCAUCCCUGGCAGAGACGGGAAAGAUGGCACCCAGGGACUGGACGGCGAGAAGGGCGACGCCGGACGGAAUGGGGCACCCGGUGAGAAAGGACCCAACGGCCUUCCUGGUUUACAAGGAAAGGCUGGCGCAAAGGGAGCCACAGGAGGAGUUGGCGACCCAGGAAAGAUGGGAGAGGCAGGGCCGUCUGGAGAGCCAGGUAUUCCUGGCGACAUCGGUAUCCCAGGAGAGAGGGGCGAGGCGGGAACCAGAGGAGUGGCUGGGGGCAUCGGACCAGUGGGCAACAUCGGGGUUCCGGGCAGCAAAGGCUUCCAGGGAAUAAAGGGGUCUCUGGGGGACCCUGGCCUUCCCGGACCAACCGGAAUCCGCGGCGGAUUUGGUGAGAGGGGUCCAGUCGGAGCAUCAGGCCCUAAAGGAGACGUGGGUGUGGCAGGAGCUGAUGGUUUGCCCGGGGAGAAUGGAGAACCUGGUCCAUUCGGUCCAGUUGGCCAAAAAGGAGAGUCUGGGAAGCGUGGAGAGCUGGGACCCAAGGGCGUGGUGGGACCACAGGGAGAGCUCGGAGCCAGAGGGGUUCCUGGGAAACCAGGCCUCAUGGGCUUUCAGGGUGAACAGGGUCUGUCCGGAAUCGCUGGCAAGAUUGGUGUUCCCGGUAAACUGGCAAGCGAACAGCACAUCAGAGAAUUGUGUGGAUCUAUGAUUGAUGAUCAGAUUGCAAAGCUGGCUUCCAACCUCAGAAGACCCCUGUCCCCUGGCCAAGUGGGUCGCCCCGGCAUUGCCGGACCUCCGGGGAAGCCAGGCGAGACUGGGUCUAUCGGUCACCCCGGCUCCCGUGGAUCUCCUGGCUACAGAGGACUGCCUGGAGACCUGGGAGACCCCGGUCCCAGAGGUGAUCUUGGUGAACAGGGUGACAAGGGACCCAUUGGAAAAGCCAUCGAAGGGCCCGUUGGAGACCAAGGAUACCAAGGUAUCCCAGGAGUAUUUGGAAUUGUCAAAGACGGGCGUGACGGAUCCCCAGGAGAUCCAGGAGAACCCGGAGAGGCAGGUAGGACAGGAAGGACCGGGCACUCGGGCUCCCCAGGAAUCUGCGACACUACCGCCUGCCAGGGGGCAAAUGUCCAUGCGAAAACCUCCAAUCCCAAGAACCAUUAAACAUUACUUCCCUCAUCCCGGAACUAGCCACCCCUGGGAGGAGAAAAGAUGAGGAAGAGAUGGAGGAGAGGAGAGAGACGAGUCACAUAAUGUCCUCUUUAAAUGUAUUUAAAACAAGACGGGAACAGUAGCAACAGAUUUAUUUUGAGGAAGAGAAGAACAUCCCAAGAGUGUUAAAAGAAGGAAAACAGCAGUUUGGGAAAACAAAGAAACAAACUGAGACUAAAAAUCUAGACUCCACCCAUCCAUGAAGUGGACAAAGCUGAGUAAACAUUUCACAAGAGAGUUAGAAAACACCAGCAUUGCUCCAAAUACCAUCAAAAGUUAUUUUUUUUAUUUUUAAAUUAACAACUGAAAACAACUUUACUGGAAAAGUGCUUAUAGGCCAUUAUUUUUCAAAAUCAUUUGUGUGUAAAAGUAUGUACUUAUGUUCUUUCACUCCCUAAACAUCUUGCGUCACAUACCCCUCUAUGGAAGAUAACUCUCCAAAACACUACAACCGUGAUUGUCCUUGCAGUGAAUGUGUACGUGUCAAGGUCCUUUCUGCAUAGACCUCGGGUGUUACCUCACAAGACAAGCCUAUGAUAUUGUAAAAUAGGAAGAUAUGUGCCAUUGAGCAAAGUGAAGUCUGCCAAGGAGCUUUGUGUGUAUCGCAAACAGUCAAUGAAGAAACCUAAGCGCCCAGAUAUUUUGUAUAUUGAUGCAACCACAGUAUUUUCCAACUCUUGAUAGAUUCGUUUUUUUUUUAAUCAGUUUUUUUUUGUCAAUUUCCUUUUUUGUCUUUCGUUUCACUUUUCACGAUUACACGUUUGAUUUUAAAAUCUCCCCUUCCAAUAUGUUUUGAAAAUAAAUACAGUUGUGGAUGCAUCAGAAAUUGUAAUUGUAGAAUAACACAAUUUGUGUUCUUUAUCUUUUUAAUUUUGCAAUGACCACAUCCACUAUAUACCGGUGCUGUAUCUAUUAAAUAUACAUGACUUUAAAUACUAUUUAUUAUUUGUCGGUGACUGUUGUAUGUACAGUAAGAUGCUACAGCACCAUGUAAGAAAUAACAAAUAAAGCCACUUUUCAGUAAAACAUUA